AUGGACUCGAAUGCAUCGCGGCAGGAUGCCGCUUCACAUAACCAGAGGCAACGAGCAGUAUCGCUACCAAGCUCUGUGCCACGGCCUCGCACGGGUGCAGCAUACGAAAAUAUCAUUACUUUCAACGAUCCCACCCCCUCGCUCAGCUCUGCCGGGACAUUUGCUCCCGCUCAAAACCCUCUCGACCGCAUAUUGAGCCUGUCUAGGCAUGUAUCGUUGCCGCAAACCCCAACACGCCCAGCCCAUACACUCCCGCCUGUGAAUCACGUCCAUCGGGCUGGUUCGACACCACAGUCCCCGUACACGCCCGAUCUAAGUCCCACGUACACGGGUUACUCGCCGCUUUCACCUGCGCCGCCACGCGAGCUCACAUUCAAGCCAUACAAUGGGCCGAACUCGGCGACGACCUCAGCACACACUCCCUCGCGAUCUCAGUCUCUUCCUCGCCUCCACAUACCGCAUACACCCAGUUAUUACCCUGAUUACCAGCAUGAUUACUCGUCCCCUAUUGACUUUGGUGGUCCGCCAUUGAGCUCGAACGCUUCGACUAGCAGUUCCGGCACAAACUCUCGACAUCCUGCUUCUCACUCGUCAAAUGCCACGAUAACCUCGGCCGACAUACAAGCCUAUUUCAGUCGCCUUUCUAAGGCAGAUACUUUGCACGAGCUAGUCAAUCUGCUUCGCAACAAGGGAAUCUCGCUACGUGAGGUGGCAUCUACCUAUGACCUCUCGAAGGGCGAUGUAUCCGACGAGAUCGUGGCUGUCAUGCGUGCUCGCAAGAUCGUUCCCCUUCGCCUCGUUACUGAGCUCAUUGAUCCCGAUGAUAUUGAAACUUUUGAACGCCGUCAGGCGUGGUAUCGAUCUGAUACUACCGUCCUCAACGACUUCCUAGACCAGGUCAGAAACGAUGAGGCUGGAGGUAGUGUAGCGAGCUUGCGUCGCGCCUCCACGGACCAACCAGCCACUUACCGUAACCGAACACACGAUGGCGGAAGUAUGCUGAGGGGACGGGCUCUCCGCAUAUGCGUCAGAUACCUCAGCACACACAAUAUAUCCAUCGCAGCCAAUGCCAGCUUCUUGCCCGCAACUGCCAGCGUAUGUAAUGUGAAAACUGGCACUAGCUUUGUCGUUUUGCGACGAUCGCACCGCACACAAACGGGAGGAGAUGAUGCGCCGGCGUACAAGACCUUCUCAGCUUCAUAA
Messenger RNA from Peniophora sp. CBMAI 1063, 1203 nucleotides. The record is from the annotation of a GenBank genome assembly. Lineage: Eukaryota; Fungi; Basidiomycota; Agaricomycetes; Russulales; Peniophoraceae.